ACCGCUUCUGGUUCGAAUUGCUGCUGCUCCCCCCCUCUGCCAAUUGACCUCCCCCCUCGUCAUCCCCGCUCUUUCGCGCGCUUCCUCGACUUCCGCGAUGGCCGCCCCCAAGUCCGUCGCCAGGCUCGUCGCCUACUCUCGUCCUACAGCCUUCCCUCUCCGCUCUUCGCCCUUGGGAUCCAUCGCAAACUUCUCUUCCUCGGUGAACCGGGCAGCUACGCCAGCUGGUCCCCCCCAACCGGGCUUCCGUCUGCCCCCUCCGAAGAAAUGGGACGAAGGUGCUGAGUCUUCUCUCGACAAGGCCGGAAAGUACUUCCUUAUGGCUGAGUUGUUGCGCGGCAUGUACGUCGUGCUGGAGCAGUUCUUCAGACCUCCUUACACUAUCUUCUACCCCUUCGAGAAGGGACCCAUCUCCCCCCGUUUCCGUGGUGAACACGCUCUGCGUCGCUACCCCACCGGUGAAGAGCGUUGCAUUGCCUGCAAGCUCUGUGAGGCUAUCUGCCCGGCUCAGGCUAUCACCAUCGAGGCUGAGGAGCGUGAGGAUGGAAGCCGUCGCACGACGCGUUACGAUAUCGACAUGACCAAGUGCAUCUACUGCGGUUACUGCCAGGAGAGUUGCCCUGUCGACGCUAUUGUUGAGACUUCCAACGCCGAAUAUGCCACCGAGACCCGUGAGGAGCUGCUGUACAACAAGGAGAAGCUCCUUGCCAACGGUGACAAGUGGGAGCCCGAAAUUGCUGCUGCUAUCAGAGCCGAUGCUCCUUACCGCUAAGCGGCACCUGUAUUUGCCAAUAUGACACCGGACACGGUGUCCAUGUGACACUCCCCUUGGAAGAGAUGCGAGAAAAACAUGAUAUUAGAAAGAAAGCCUUUCCGACCUAGAAAGCUUGGCUUGUAGCCACCCCCAUUUAUUCCCACGCUGUACAUAUCUCACGCCCAACCCCCUUCGCCUCCCUGAUUACCUCCUGUACUAGUCGGGUCUACCGGAAUUGAUCAGAUCGGCCACUCGAUUCCGGGUCUGGUUUUGUCUUUGAUGUUGAAGGAAAUCCUGCAUGUUGUGUUGUCUUUUUUUACUCUUGUUUGUCUAGGGAUCCAAUCAAAGAAUUUUUCCUUUGUUA
Messenger RNA from Aspergillus welwitschiae, 1118 nucleotides. Its product is annotated as NuoI/complex I 23 kDa subunit family protein. Gene Ontology annotation, cellular component: membrane. Bases 98 to 772 code for a protein of 224 amino acids. The transcript has 3 exons. Gene Ontology annotation, molecular function: 4 iron, 4 sulfur cluster binding; NADH dehydrogenase activity. Gene Ontology annotation, biological process: mitochondrial electron transport, NADH to ubiquinone; mitochondrial respiratory chain complex I assembly. NCBI's taxonomy places the organism in Eukaryota, Fungi, Ascomycota, Eurotiomycetes, Eurotiales, Aspergillaceae. The record is from RefSeq and is a predicted model, not a curated record.